UUAUAAAUGCAUGUUAUUGCCCAGUCAGCGGCCGAACAAAGUAAGGAAUAAUAAAGAAAACAUCAAAAAGUAUAAAACAACAGAGAAACUUGAAAUGGGUAAAAAAGGAAGAAAGGCAACAGAUUAUGACGAAAUUCUCAAAGAACAGCAACAUCUCUCAAAUACAUCUGCAGGUCCUUCUUCUCCCCCUCGCAAUGAAGGGUUUGUUGCUCGUAGUUGGUCAAGAAUAUCAGGACGCCGUAAACGACAAAAACAAAAGUCGGCGGCCGAAGGAAGGCAACAACGCGAAGAAAUGAUACAAGACAAUAAUAGAAGGGGCAGAGGAUUAUCUCAAAACACCCAACUUGAAUGGCCUUCAAAUAAUGACAGAAAUUUGGUUGGAUUAACACAUCUCGAAAGAGAGGAAGCGAGAACAAAAAAGCCUUUUUUUAGCCGAAGUAUGGACAGGCUACGACGUUCAAUUCGUCGUUCAUUCCGAAGAGGUGGUGGACAAGCCGGGCAAGCCCUAACAAGCUCAGCAACAGAAGGGCAUCCAUCCUCUUCAACAAAUCCCCAACCAAGUGGAAAUGGAACUAGCGGAGUUGGUGGAACGUCAAAUAAAAGUUAUUGUCAUUCGGAUGAAGUUGCAGUGCGUUCUGCUGCUUGUUCUUUUCCCGUCAAAUAUUUGGGCUCUUGUGAAGUGUUUGAAUCACGGGGCAUGCUUGUGUGUGAGAGCGCUUUGCAGCAUCUUAGAAACCGUAAAAGACCGGUCAAAGCACUACUUUAUGUGUCUGGAGAUGGAAUUAGAGUAGUUGAUCAAACAAAUAAUAGAGGGUUAAUUGUUGAUCAAACAAUUGAAAAAGUUUCGUUUUGUUCUCCCGACCGUCAUAAUGAUAAAGGAUUCGCUUAUAUAUGUCGAGAUGGGGCAACUAGACGGUGGAUUUGUCAUGGAUUUCAUGCAACUAAAGAAUCGGGGGAGCGUCUUAGUCAUGCAGUUGGAUGUGCUUUUACUGUUUGUUUGGAAAGAAAACGAAAAAGAGAUGCUGAAUCUGAGGCUUUUAAAGAUGCCCAAGCAUUAACAAAUUCAUUAAAUAGCCCAACAAAUCAAAAAUCUCCAAAUAAUUUUAAAUCCUUUGAUCAAACUGAUCAAUCGUCUUUGGCUAGAACGAAUCAGGGAUAUCGUUCUUUUCGCCAUUUGAGUAUUUCUGAACGUCGUUUGGAUCCCCAAAAAGCAAUUCUCGUUGAACAAGAAAAGAUAAAGCCAAGUAAUUCAUCUUCUGAUGUGUCAACAAUUAAUAGUUUGUCUUCUGCAAUUGGAGGAUUUACAGCAACACCUAGACCUUCGGGAAAUCCUUCGCUUUUUGAACGAUCGGUUAUUUUUUUAAUUUUUAAAGGGGUUUUGUUUGUGUAA
Molecule: messenger RNA, 1390 nt
Organism: Meloidogyne enterolobii
Lineage: Eukaryota; Metazoa; Nematoda; Chromadorea; Rhabditida; Meloidogynidae
Source: the annotation of a GenBank genome assembly